Aureobasidium musti is the source of this 1940-nucleotide messenger RNA. The record is from the annotation of a GenBank genome assembly. NCBI's taxonomy places the organism in Eukaryota, Fungi, Ascomycota, Dothideomycetes, Dothideales, Saccotheciaceae.
CCAGCAUGGAGCAAUCACCGUUAACACAACAAUCACGCCCUGAGACUUUUGAACCAAAGGUCGCACAACUUUACCGUCAACUGUUCAAGACAAAGAGUCUGAGAAGUCUGCUAAUAAAUUGGGCANNGGAUCGUAACGAAGAUGAAAAGCCAGAAGGCUACUGGCGAGAGUUUUUUCUUCUAAAGCCAGAUAAUGCACGAUUUGGACAAUUACUGGAUGACCUUGAAGCCAUUGAUCUACUACACGCUUCGCAUCAUUGUGAACAAUUUGUCUCCCACGCCAUUACGUAUGCCAAAUCGGGAACAUCACCGUCAGAUGAGAAUGCUCUUGAUGUAUGUGAUAUCUCUGACUUCCACGGCCACCUCAACUUACGAAACAGNAAUCUGACAGUAUUUCUCUCCAAAGUGUUCUCGAAGAGAUACACGAAUCCCAGCUCGGAUAUCAUUGAAGUGCUAGCCGGACUCGAUAACGUCGAUACCGUUUUCAACGACCUUGUAUCGGUGCUUGACACAACAAUAAGUUCUGGAAAGACAGUUCGUAUACAGAAAAAGGCCGUCCAAGUGGCUCUUUGUGUAGCCUCAGGNGCCUUCCACACUGGACUACUCACAUACUUUACGCAGCGCGACUUCUUCCCUUCUCUGAUGAGGGUGAAUCCUUUGGACGCCGCACAACCACUUCUCCUAGCAGGACUCCUAGCAAACUAUAACAGGUUCGAGACUUACAAUCCCUAUCAUGCUCGGUUUGCCGAUUUUGUCAACCACGAAACGAUUGUUCAAAUCUGCAAGUCGAUAGAAAGCACUUGUGCCUUCCUAAGAGAUCAAUAUGUCGCCAUUCAGGACGAUAUCCCUGAAGCUUGGAGUAUCGGUGGCACUCUGAAUUACAUUGGUCUUGGAGCUCUUGCUGGUGCAAAGCCUGCAGUGCCCGCACCAACUGAGGACGAGAUGAAGGCAAAAUUUGCUGAACAACCGCAACCACAAGCAGGAACACUGCUCACAAUAUACGACUUUGUCGUUGCCAACAAAGCUUUCAGUGCAGACUUUGUCCGUGCAAACAUUGUGGACAAAACACAAAGCUCACCCAUAGCUCAAUAUCUCUCCUUCUGCUCAUAUCUAUACCAGCACGCCUACCGAUCACAACGGGCAACGCAAUAUGCGCACCUCACCUUGUUCACAAUUCAGAACUUGGUCGAGGAUCUCGAUAUCGUGAGGAAGUUGUGCGAGACCACAGUACCAGUACGGUUGAGUCGUCAACGACCACCUCAGCUACCUAUGGUUACUGCAGACCGUACGCUUGCUGCAAACAUGAUCGAUAUUAUGGUUGACAGUAUCAACCAUAAUCUAAGGAAGAAGUUGGACGUAGAGCUGUACAUGCUCAACGUUGGUAUUCUGUUACGUCUCAUCACAUUCCUCGGCAAAGCGAGGAUACGUCUAACAUAUCACUGGCCGGAGCUCUGGCGUUCACUCCUAUCUUUUGUCCGCUUCCUCACUGUCUACGCUGACGACCUACGCUCUCUCUAUCGCAUAGACGUUUUGAUCCAUACCCUGGUCAACCUCCUAUCGCUCUCUUUGACCAAUGGUGAGACUUUCCUCCCUGAUACAGCUAGCUACGACGACAUCUCCUACAAGCUUGUUGAAUUUGGACCUUCACUGCUCUCCUUCCGCGACGCCUAUGCUUUACAACAAGGUGAAACAGCAGCUGCGAUGAACAUCUUGGUGCAUGUGUCCAAGCACUACAGUGAUUUGAUCGCAAGCCAAAAAGGCAAAAUCAAGAAUCUGAGUCCUAGGGAGGUGCAGAAGAUUAUCAAGGAUGGGUAUGAGACGCUGAGUAUCGAAGCCAAGGAGGGACUGGAUCAUUGGGAUAUGUAUAGAGAGGCGGAGCACAAGGCGCAGUUGAAGAGGAUAGCGAGGACGGCUUGUAAUGAUGCUAGGGCGUUGAUGGAA